AUGAGCGCUCGGGGAAUAGUGACAUUUAUAGGUCGCCGACGCAGAGAACUUUCUUCUUUUUGCGUCAGCUCGCUUCCUGUGGCAGCAGAUUCGCCGGGUGACGCAAUCCAGCCGUCAACGUCAGCACCCGCAUACGAGCAGGUCGUAACCCCAAUCCGCCACCUCUGGGCACGAAGAUCCAAUCCAGCGCCAGCAGCGUCCGUCUGGAGGAGCGUCCAUCACGACCACCAGCACUGCGGUGGCAAAAGCCACCAACAUAAGCACCAUGGCGCAAGCCGGCGCCCGAUCUCACUCGAGGACGUUGAGAAAGCCUGCUGGAGUUGCGACAAGCUCGUCAAGCGGGGGGGCCUUGUGUGCCACGGCUGCGAAACAAUUCAACCCCCGGACGAAUCCCUCAACUACUUUGAGCUUUUCUCCUUGCCCGAAACCUCAUUUGACAUCAGUCCCCAGCUGCUGGAGCGGCGCUACAAGCAGCUGCAAUGGAACCUGCACCCGGACAAGAUGGGCCACAAGCCCGCGGAGGAGCAAGAGUUCUCCGCCCAACAGGCCUCCAUUGUCAACCUUGCCUACUCCAUACUCAAGUCGCCACUGUCCAGAGCAAACUAUCUGCUGGCUCUUCGUGGCAUCAACGCGGGGGACAACUUCGAGGGCACCUUUGAGGACCACGAACUGCUCAUGGAGGGUACAAAGUUCAACAGCAGCACGAAACACACCCCAGGCGAGGUAAUGGAAGCUCGCGAGGAGGUGGAGAACACGGACGACCCCGCUGCUCUAUCCGCAUUACUAGGUCACAACCGGAAGCAGCAAGAGAAGCUGGUGUCGGCUCUGUCGGCCGCCUUCCGUGCUGACGACAUGGAGGCGGCGGUGACUCUGACGAACAAGCUGCAGUACGUGGCCAAGCUGGAGCAGGAGAUUGUCAAGAAGCUGCCGCAGUUAUGA
Volvox carteri f. nagariensis is the source of this 939-nucleotide messenger RNA. RefSeq lists its product as uncharacterized. The coding region runs from base 1 to 939 and encodes 312 amino acids. Gene Ontology annotation, biological process: protein complex oligomerization; [2Fe-2S] cluster assembly. Gene Ontology annotation, molecular function: ATPase activator activity; protein-folding chaperone binding. The record is from RefSeq and is a predicted model, not a curated record. NCBI's taxonomy places the organism in Eukaryota, Viridiplantae, Chlorophyta, Chlorophyceae, Chlamydomonadales, Volvocaceae. The transcript has 5 exons.